AUGGAAGAUACUAAGACAUGGGAUGUGACGAUUUUACCGGCUGUGAAGAAAGCUAUUGGUUGUAAAAUCCUUUACUCACUAAACUUCAAUGCAGAUGGCACUCUUGAGCGACGCAACGUCCGUUUAGUAACUAAGGGUUUUACACAGAAAGAGGGCUUGGAUUAUACUGAGACGUUCUCUCUAGUAGCCAAGCUAACAACAACGUAUGAUGAUGGUCAUUUUCUUGUGGUAAUGGUGUAUGUAGAUGACAUAAUUGUGGCAAGCACAAGUGCAUCUAAAUCUAAAGAGUUAAUUCAAGAUUUGUCUCAGAAGUUCAAAUUGAGAGAUCUUGGCUUUCUUAAGUAUUUCUUAGGAAUGCUCGGGUGCAAGCCUACAUCAACUCCAACGGUUCCGAAUCUUCAAUUGUUUAUUGAUGAGGGUACAUCUAUAGAGAAUGCAGAGAUGUAUCGAACUCUUGUAGGACGGUUGAUGUAUCUUACGAUCACCAGACCAGAUAUCUCAUAUGCUGUCAACAAGCUUUGUCAAUACUCAUUUGCUCCUAAGUUACCACAUCUUCAUGAAGUGUAUCGGGGCAUUGCUGAUGCAGAUUGGUCUUUAUGCCGUGAUAGUAGACGUUCAACGCUAGGCCUGUCUAUGUUUCUUGGUGGCUCGUUAAUCCCAUGGCGAUCAAAGAAACAUGACACAGUCUCUUGUUAUUCCGCUGAAGCAGAAUAUCAAGCUUUGUCUCAAGCUGCGAAAGAAAUGGUUAAGUUGAUCAAGCGCCUUAAUGAUUUGAAGGUUCGAUCACCAACACCAAUCUUGUUCUAUGAUAGCACCGCUGUUCCAUUGCUACUAAUCAUUAUUGUUCCAUGA
Brassica oleracea var. oleracea is the source of this 852-nucleotide messenger RNA. RefSeq lists its product as uncharacterized. Lineage: Eukaryota; Viridiplantae; Streptophyta; Magnoliopsida; Brassicales; Brassicaceae. Bases 1 to 852 code for a protein of 283 amino acids. The transcript is spliced from 4 exons. The record is from RefSeq and is a predicted model, not a curated record.